UUGCAGAAUUCGGAGUUGAUCGCGUAGGCUAAUCUGCACGGGUGGGUAGGUCGCGUCGCGUUUUGCCUCGUCUCCUCCGCUAGAUUAGAAUCAGCAAAAUCAAUCGCCAAAAGCCGGCCUUCCCAGCCUCCAAAGAGUGAGGCAGAAGCAGGAAUGAGGCGCCCCCCCCUCCUCCUCAUGGUCUCCUCCUCCCCGAUUCUACCCUGACACGCAUCCAAUCCGCUUCGUUCAAAUCAAACCCUUGGUUUUUCCGCCCCGCCGCGUGUACUGCCAAGCCAGUCCCCAGCCCCCGCUGGGCGUUCGAUCGCAGGACGACGGGAGAUGGAUUUCUCUAGGUUUGCUGCUGCCUCCGGCGCCGCGGCUCCGCGGCCGGGCCUGCAGAUCGGCGCCGCCGCAGGGAAUGGCUCCUUCCGGGCCUGCUCGCUGCGGCGAGCCCGGCGCCGCGGUACCGGCCUCGGAUGCGGAGGGAACCUCAUGGUCGCCUCCGCCCUCCGCGGCUGCGGCUCCAGCGGCCUCCUCCUCUACGCGGCUCCCCUCAAGCACCACGGGACCUGCUGCUCCCGCCCUCCCGGCAGAGGGAUUAAGUGCCAGGGCAACGACUCGUUGGCCUACGUCGACGGCCCUCUGGAGGGCACCAAGGGCUCCUCCGAGGGCGCCGACGAGCCGGCGGGCGGCACCUCGGGGUCCGACGAGGAGACGAGGGCGGCCGGCGUCGACGUGGACGACCUCAGGGAGCUGCUCCACAGGGCCAGGAAGGAGCUGGAGGUGGCCAGGCUCAACAGCACCAUGUUCGAGGGGAAGGCGCAGCGGAUAUCCGAGUCCGCCAUCGCCCUCAAGGACAAAGCCGACGGCGCGCAGCGGGACGUCUCGGCCGCCGUGGCCACCGUGCAGGAGAUCAUCGGCAGGGAGGAGGACGCCAAGGAGGCCGUCCGCAAGGCCACGAUGGCGCUCUCCAUGGCUGAGGCGCGGCUGCAGCUGGCGGCGGAGGCGCUGGACGCCAAGAGGGGCUCCGUCGGGCAGCUGGAAGUUAGCCUUGAUGACGUGGAGGAGGAAGCCUUUGCAUCUGCACAGGAGGAGAUUAAGGGGUGCCAGGCGAGCCUGUCGAAAUGCGAGGAGGAGCUGAGCCGGAUCCAGGGGAAGAAAAUGGAACUGCAGAAGGAGGUUGACAGACUCACGGAGCUUGCCGAGAGGGCUCUUUUGGAUGCUUCGAAGGCCGAGGAGGAUGUCUCCAAUAUAAUGGUGUUGGCUGAGCAGGCUGUGGCUCUUGAGAUGGAAGCAGCCAAGCGUGCAAACGACGCGGAACUAGUGCUGCAGAAAGCGGAGAAGGCCAUCUCCUCGGUUGAUUCUGUGGUCGAGCUAGUGCCAGCUGCCGAGGGACAAAUAAGUGACGAAGAAGAUGAUCUUUCUGAUGUAUAUGACUAUAGCGGUGAUGGUAUAGCUGACAUUUCUGAAAGGGAUGAGGUUUCAAAUGUUGAGCGUCUGAUGCAAAUUGGUGACCUAGCAGCUGAAGGCAUUGAGCAGCUUGAAUCGUCCCAUGAAAUGUCCAAUGACGAGCGCAGUGACAAGUUGCUUGUUGAGCCUCAGAAAGAAGCUGAAUCUGACACGGAUAAGUCAAAGCAGGGUAAGAAGCCAGACAUAGAACGGAAGGAGUCCAAAUCAUCGUUGAAGCGAUCAUCUCGGUUCUUCUCGGCAUCUUUCUUCUCCUCCAAAUCUGAUGGAGAAUUUACACCUACAUCUGUUUUCCGAGGGCUAAUGAAGUCGGCCAGAAAGCAGGCACCAAAACUUGUUGUUGGGACACUACUUCUUGGUGCAGGAGUAUUCUUCUUCAGUAGAGCUCAGAAGAGUAAUCAAUUAUUUCAGCAGCCAGGGAUAGCCACAAGUAUUGAAGAAGUUAGCUCCACUGCGGAGCCCAUAGUUCGUGAGAUACGACAGAUCCCAAAAAGGAUAAAGAAGCUAAUCGAGCUCUUACCUCAUCAAGAGGUAAAUGAGGAAGAAGCUUCACUUUUUGACAUACUAUAUUUGCUGCUGGCUAGUGUUGUUUUUGUGCCAUUAUUCCAGAAAAUACCUGGAGGCAGUCCUGUUCUUGGAUAUCUUGCUGCUGGUGUCCUCAUUGGUCCAUAUGGUCUUUCUAUCAUCCGUCAUGUCCAUGGAACAAAGGCAAUUGCUGAAUUUGGAGUUGUGUUCUUGUUAUUCAACAUUGGCCUUGAGCUUUCCGUGGAAAGGUUAAGCUCAAUGAAGAAGUAUGUCUUUGGAUUAGGCUCUGCUCAGGUGUUGGUGACUACAGCAGUUGUUGGUAUGGUAGCUCACCGUUUUGCAGCAUUACCAGGACCAGCGGCAAUUGUUAUCGGGAGUGGUUUGGCUCUAUCAUCCACAGCUGUUGUUCUGCAAGUACUGCAAGAACGAGGGGAGAGCACAUCUCGGCAUGGACGCGCUACAUUUUCUGUGUUACUGUUCCAGGAUUUGGCCGUGGUGGUUCUGUUGAUACUUAUACCACUUAUAUCACCUAAUUCUUCAAAAGGAGGGGUUGGUUUCCAAGCAAUAGCAGAAGCUAUGGGAAUGGCUGCGGUAAAGGCAAUAGCUGCUAUAACUGCCAUCAUUGCUGGAGGUCGUUUGUUCCUUCGGCCAAUUUACAGACAAAUUGCUGAAAAUCGGAAUGCCGAGAUAUUUUCGGCAAAUACUCUCCUUGUUAUAUUUGGGACAAGUCUACUUACUGCUCGGGCUGGCUUAUCAAUGGCACUGGGAGCAUUUUUGGCUGGUUUGUUAUUAGCAGAAACAGAGUUCUCCUUACAGGUUGAGUCAGAUAUUGCUCCUUAUCGUGGCCUUCUAUUAGGUCUAUUCUUUAUGACGGUUGGAAUGUCUAUUGACCCCAAGUUGUUUAUGUCAAAUUACCCAGCAAUUUCUUUGAUAUUAGGUCUCUUAAUCAUUGGAAAGACACUGUUAGUAACAUUUAUUGGUAGGCUGUUUGGAAUUUCCACCAUCGCUGCCGUUCGGGUUGGUCUUCUGCUUGCACCUGGCGGGGAGUUUGCAUUUGUUGCUUUUGGAGAAGCCGUCAACCAGGGUCUUCUAUCGCCACAAUUAUCUUCUUUAUUAUUUUUAGUGGUUGGCAUUUCAAUGGCCAUGACACCAUACUUAGCUGCUGGAGGGCAGUUUCUGGCAUCCAAAUUUGAGCAGCAUGACGUGAGGAGUUUAUUGCCAGUGGAAAGUGAGACAGAUGACUUGCAAGGCCAUAUUAUUAUAUUGGGAUUUGGACGUGUUGGGCAGAUCAUCGCUCAACUCCUGUCAGAGCGAUUAAUUCCAUUUGUUGCGCUUGAUGUUCGAAGUGAUCGGGUGGCAGUUGGGCGCGCUCUUGACCUGCCAGUAUAUUUUGGUGAUGCAGGAAGUAGAGAGGUGCUGCACAAAGUUGGGGCUGAUAGGGCAUGUGCUGCUGCCAUUACUUUAGAUACUCCUGGUGCAAAUUACCGAGCUGUUUGGGCUCUGAGCAAAUACUUCCCAAAUGUAAAGACAUUUGUCCGAGCACAUGAUGUUGAUCAUGGUGUUAAUUUGGAGAAAGCAGGUGCAUCAGCGGUUGUCCCUGAGACCUUAGAACCAAGUCUUCAAUUAGCUGCUGCUGUUCUUGCCCAAGCAAAACUUCCAAUGUCCGAGAUUGCAACAACUAUCAAUGAAUUCAGGAAUCGUCAUCUGUCAGAGCUCACGGAGCUGUGUACUACAACUGGAAGUUCUCUGGGCUACGGGUUUUCAAAAGUCAUGCCCAAAACAAAGCCUCCCACCUCCGAUGAUGAUGGUGAAUCGGUUGAUGGAGCAUUGGCAAUCUGAGUGGAAGUGUGGAACACAUGAACCGGAGCAGAAAAGGCUCUCUCUCCUCCCAAGGCUGUACAGUAGAUGAUCUAAUUGCAAAUAGAAAGGUAGCAAAAUAAUCAGACUGUUACCGAUCGUGGCGACUUAGCUGUGUCAUUUUUGUAUGUUAGGACAUUUCCUCCUCUCUUUCAAACCACUGUUUCUUUUACUUCAUGCCUUUUGCUAUGCCCAUCAAGUAAUUUCUUGAUGGGGGAGGAGGACAUGGGUGCUUGCACACAGAUGCAGGACACUGGAAUUUUGCAAGAAAAAGUGUCUGCCCGUUUGAUGGGCAUCCUGCUACUUUUGUGCAAACUGCUACGAUUCUUUUGAUUUAGGAAUUCGGAGUUCAAGGCUUUGGGAAUGGUACUGGCCUGUUGCUAA
This is a messenger RNA of Brachypodium distachyon (stiff brome), 4215 nucleotides long. Its product is annotated as K(+) efflux antiporter 2, chloroplastic. The transcript is spliced from 21 exons. Gene Ontology annotation, biological process: potassium ion transport; proton transmembrane transport. Gene Ontology annotation, cellular component: membrane; chloroplast. NCBI's taxonomy places the organism in Eukaryota, Viridiplantae, Streptophyta, Magnoliopsida, Poales, Poaceae. The coding region runs from base 322 to 3813 and encodes 1163 amino acids. Gene Ontology annotation, molecular function: potassium:proton antiporter activity. The record is from RefSeq and is a predicted model, not a curated record.